UAGACUUAUAACAUAAGGCUAUUUAUUGUGUUAAUCCUUGAUCAAUAAAUGGUGGCGUGUAGACUUAUGGAUACUUUGUACCGUAGCCUACAGACAAGGAUGACUAUAAGUACUACUGUCCACAACAGUCUUCUAACGUCCCACGGUAAGAGAAUGUCCUCUGUCACAUUCCCCAAAGAAUGUGUCACACACUGUGCUGGUAUUUGCUUUUUAGUGUGUCUCAUAUGACAGUUGGAAUUACCACAUUUACAUUACAACGCUACAUGUUUUUACUAAUCCAGUUAAACUGGGUUUCUAUCCCCUGGUACUUUAAGUAUACACAAAUCUGGUCCAGCAAGUUGUUAAAUCUGUGUGUAUUCCAAUUGAAUCAUCUCAAUUCUGAUUCAGUGAGACGUCCAGCAAGUGUCAUAAGAGUGCAUCACAGAUUGUCUUGAAGGAAGGACAGGACCAUACAAGUCAAGCUAGGAUAAUGGAACCAAAACGACCAGAUGUGUUGACCAUCACCCCAUGGCUGGCACCUAUAGUCUGGGAGGGGACCUUCGACAUGGCUAUUAUUAAAGAGUCUUUCAAGUUUUACAAUGGGAUCAUAGCAACCACUGUGUUUGCAGUUGCCAAAUACACUCGUUACCUGCAAGACUUCUUGGAGACAGCAGAAAAGCACUACAUGGUGGGACUGAACGUCCACUUCUAUGUUUUCACCGACCAGCCGGCCGCUGUGCCCAAUGUGACUCUAGCAGCAGGCAGACAAAUCAGCAUCAUCAAAGUACCCAAAUUCAGUCGCUGGCAGGAGAUCUCCAUGAGAAGGAUGGAGUUCAUCCAGGUGGCUAUUGAGGAGCGGAUUCGCCACGAGGCAGACUACCUCUUCUGCGUGGAUGUAGACAUGAAGUUCCAUAGCCAUGUUGGGGCCGAGAUCCUGGGGAAGCUGGUGGGAGUUCUAAACCCCUGGCUGCACCAGAGCGCCCGGGAUAACUUCAGCUACGAGCGACGACUCAUCUCCAAAGCUUACAUCCCAUAUGGACAGGGGGACUACUACUACGCAGGGGGCUUCUUCGGAGGACAUGUGGAGGAUGUCUACAAACUGGUCACAACUUGCCGCAAGAACCUAGAAGCUGACAAAUUGGUGGAGGUUGAGGCUAAGUGGCAAGAAGAGAGCCAUGUCAACCGUUACAUGCUGCUGAACAAGCCCACCAAGGUCCUCUCCCCAGAGUACCUUUGGGAUGAGGAACUGGGGUCUGGAGGCUCAGAGAUCAAGAUUAUCCGAUACGCCACCGUCCGUAAGAACAUGAAGGAAGUUAGGGAGAAUAUCUGAGAUUUACAUUUAGUCAUUUAGCAGACGCUCUUAUCCAGAGCGACUUACAGUAAGUACAGGGACAUUCCCCUGAGGCAAGUAGGGUGAAGGGCCUUGCCCAAGGACACAACGUCAGUUGGCAUGGCCGGGAAUCGAACUGGCAACCUUUGGAUUACUAUCCCGAUUCCCUCACCGCUCAGCCACCUGACUCCCCGCAGAGCUGCAUGCAACGGUUUCUUUGCUUUCAUUGUUUUUUGUUUCUGUUUUUUUUUAUACAUUCAAAUACUGGUAUUUGUUUUAUUGUGUGGUACUGUACUGGGGGGCAUUAUUAUUAUUUUAAAAAUAAAAUAAUAAUAAAAAUGUGUUUUGGCUAGUAACUGUUCAUGUAUUUGCCUGAAUGAAGUUAUUGCUUUGUCUUGUGAUAUAUAUUGGGAGAUCCCAAGGCUCACACAUGUUAACAUGUCAUGUUAACCAAAUUGAUGCGGCCGCCAUAUUAGAUUUUAUUGACAGGUGUAAAAACCAAGCCUCACAAAAGUUAUCAAAUAGAGUAUUGAUCUUUGAAACUGUCCUGUAGAGCCAAAUCUAAAUCAGCGGGUAGCUGCCAAAAAGAAAGUUGGGUCGUAUCUCAGCAAAGUUGGAUGUAUUGAUGGGUUAAUAAUGUUUAAUAAUGUAGAAAAUGUUUUGUCCGUCUCUUCAUAAACAGAGUGACUAAGUUCAGUUGAGUUCUAUCAAUCUGCAGAUUGGGAGAGAAAACCAGGGCCCAAGAAUGUAAACAUAGAUGGUGACAGUCAGGCAGUAAUUACAUUGCAACAGUCUCACAGAAAGAGAUUCACUGCUCCCAGCACAUGACAACUCUCAGACUAGAGAGUUCAUAGUUGGAGCUCUCCUUGUAGUCAUGACAAGGGACGUUUAGCCAGUACUUUCUCCAGCCCCCGAACAUCUAUUAACCCUGACACAUAGCCACAAUCUACUCUUAUUAAUAGCAAGCUUACAUGAGAACAUACUAACUAGUAUCCAAUGACUAGUUUUAUUGAUUAGUGAAUAAUGUAAGCACACAGGAAAUCCCAAUUUCUUCCACAUUAUUUACGCAAAAACUUGAUAAAUGUCCUCAGAACCCUAUUCUGAGGAUGUCCAAAAUGUGUUUUGACCUGUCAUUUGACCUGCUUGGCCCUUUCAUUGCUGCUUGCAGCUCUAUUUGAUCAUUACAUUGUCUGAUAAUGUUUCAUGAAAAUAACAUUUGAUAUUGAGUAUAAUUUUAUACUGUAUCUUAUAUUAAAAUGUAAAUAAACCUUU
This is a messenger RNA of Osmerus eperlanus (European smelt), 2581 nucleotides long. RefSeq names its product histo-blood group ABO system transferase-like. Gene Ontology annotation, cellular component: membrane; Golgi apparatus; vesicle. Gene Ontology annotation, biological process: carbohydrate metabolic process. The coding region runs from base 470 to 1309 and encodes 279 amino acids. NCBI's taxonomy places the organism in Eukaryota, Metazoa, Chordata, Actinopteri, Osmeriformes, Osmeridae. Gene Ontology annotation, molecular function: hexosyltransferase activity. The record is from RefSeq and is a predicted model, not a curated record. The transcript is spliced from 7 exons.